Molecule: messenger RNA, 1055 nt
Organism: Frankliniella occidentalis (western flower thrips)
Lineage: Eukaryota; Metazoa; Arthropoda; Insecta; Thysanoptera; Thripidae
Product: probable alpha-ketoglutarate-dependent hypophosphite dioxygenase
Exons: 3
Coding region: 121-930 (269 amino acids)
Source: RefSeq, a predicted model, not a curated record
CGGGGCCCGGGGGGAGGCCGCAGACCGCAGUCCGACUUCCCCACCGCGCCUUCGCGAGAGAGUACGCGCGCGAUUCGAACCGAGUGCUGUAACUUUACCCGCAACAACCAACCAACCACCAUGCCGCUGUUCCUGACCCAGGAGGAUGUCGCCUUCUUUAAGGAGAACGGCUACGUCAAGUUCAGGCUGUUCAGUCCCAAGGAGAUGGACCGCAUCUGCAAGGAGUACGACGAGCUGUUCCAGAGGAAGCUGAACCCCGGCAUGGAGGCUGCGUGGCGUGGCGACGAGAUGAAGAAGGCCGCCAACGCCAAGGACACGUCCGACUACUCGGUCCAGUCCGUGCACAACCUGCAGAUGCACUCGGCCGUGUUCACCGAGAUCCUGACCGACGAGCGCCUGCUGGACGCGCUGCAGGACGUGAUGGGCACCCAGAACAUCGCCCUGCACCACACCAAGGCCCACAACAAGCCGCCCAAGAAGGGCGCGCCCUACCUCAUGCACCAGGACUACCUCUACUUCCCCUACAAGAACGACUCCAUGGUGGCCGUCUUCCUCAAUAUUGACGACUCUGACCGCGAGAACGGUGGCCUGUGCGUGUACCCUGGCUCCCACAAGCUGGGCGUCCUCAAGGACCACGGCGUGUUUGAGGACGGCCAAGAAUACCACUGGGCGGACCCCGCCAAGUACCCCAUCGAGGGCGCCACCCCCAUCAUCGCCAAGCGCGGAGAAGUGGUCAUCUUCUCGUACCUGCUAUUGCACGGCAGCUACGUUAACAACUCCGACCGCACCAGGAGAAUGUUCUUGGCACAGAUAAUGGCUGCUGACGAUGAGCAGUUGGAGAAAAAGCACGUGUCGCCUGCUCAGGGCCUCAUGCUCAGAGGAUACAACCCCCGAAGAGAUGCAACCAUGGAGAAACGUUUCCAUCAUUGAGAUUGAGAUUCACCUGGCUGUCACAUAACGGCAAUUUCAAAUCACAUCUUGAUCUGUUCUUCGCUUUCAUGUUAUCUCUAAGUCUUGUACAUAGAUGUAUAUAAACUAUUAUUUCUCAAUUUAAA